UUAGUGUUUUCACAGAGAACUUGCAAUGUGUUGUUAAUUGUUAUUACAAUGGCCUAUUAGCAUUCUGAAGCAUUUCACUAGGGUUGACCUGACUUACAAGUGGUACCUUUGGGAAGAGAUGCUUUGCGAUCUGCUUCUUGCCAUCUUCAUCCAAUGGUUGCUGUCUGUGAACGUCCUGCAAGCAGAACUGGAGCAAAUUUGCAGGCUUUGAUUGGCUCUCCAACGGCUGCACGGUACUUUUGAUGUGCUUGGGAUGAUUAAGCAUCAUCAUGGCACUUCUGGGGCCCACGGUAUCGAAUUUGAAGGAAAUAUCUGCGUCGACUUCCACUGCUGCUGCAAUGAAAUCUCUGCUGCCUUCAGAUUUAAAAAAGUACGUGCUUGCGAGCACAUCUUCGCUCGGAGGAAAUAGCCAUGCGUUGUCCCAUAAGCCGAGAGCGAAGGGCUUCUAUAAUAAUGCAACGAGGAGUAGUUUAAAAAGGCUAGGCAGUCGCCCGUUGCUUUUUGAUCGGGAUAACUUCCGCGGUGUCUCGAGCGCAGUCAAAUCUCGGACGGACCUUGCAGCACAGCCUGGUCCUGUGCAGGAUCAAGUUAAAAGAAAGCGGCAAAGGGUAAAGAAACGAUGGAAAACCGGAUAUAAAAAGAAAGAAACUAUCUCAAAAGAAUUACAAACUAAUGUUAUAACUUCCCAGAAAGCCGUCGUUAGUAACUGUCCUACAGGGAAAAAUACCUCUACUGUUGUAUCCAAUCAUCUUAAGGAAAUAGCGAGAACAUCUUCAUAUCAGACAUCACGAUUUACUGAUACUCAUUUACAAGCUGGAGCUUCAACUUAUACGUGUCUCUCUGAAAAUUCUAGGCCAAAUUUAGAAUCCAUUCCUUCUGAACUCGGUAUCUGUAUCUCACAUGAUCAAAAUAAAUUGAAGUUUUCUCAACAAAUUCAAGCAAUGUUUCCAAAAUUAAACUUACCUGCGAGUGCCAGUAGCAUCGCCAAAGAAGAGACCUCUGCUAUUCCUUCUAUUUUCGAGUGCGUUUGCAGUCAACCCUCACUGAUCAAAACUCAUCUCGGUCCCUGCAAACCUCAGGUUUCCACACAUCUGGAAAACCUUGUUCCUGUUCAACUUGAAGUAGACAUCGACACAGAGCCUGCAUCUCCUGGAUCUUGUACUUCUAGGGCGAGCUAUACGUCAUCCUCUUCUUCUUCUUGCUCUAAAAAUUUUCAAGUAAUAAAUUUGGAGGAAAACUCUGUGUGUAGUACAAGAUCUCAACCAAAUGAUGAACUUGCUAGAGUUUCUAACUCGGUCGCUGGAAAUUGCAAUCGUUUUCUUAGGCAGGAAACUGCACCUGAAGAAGCGGCACUCGCUGAUGUCACUGCCGAAGAUUCAUCAUCAGCCGCGCCUUCUACUUGCUCACCAAAUCCUAUUUCCCAGCUUCCUUGUCGAGCACAGAAGCGGAAACGAAAGUGGACCAAAUUUUUGGCUAAGACAAAACAGCUCAAACUUUCUCCUGUAAACGUAACGUCUGUUAGUAGUGAUGGCUAUGAGAAAGUUGUCGAACGUUGCACAGAGCCAAUCUCUGUUCCUCAUAAUGAAAGUGAAAAUGUCGAAUUACUUCAGAUGUCCGAGUUGUUUCAAGAGACCUCACCGGGCGAGAUCUGUUCGCAUGAACCGAGCUACGGAUCAGAUCCAUGCAUUGGGUGCAACGCCAGUUCAGGAGCAGUCAUACCGGUGUCUUUACCUACUCAGUCAUCGCUAUCUUCUUCGUCUUCUUCUUAUGCUUCAGCCUCGUCAUCGUUCCACUGCUCGAGGAAAGUCCCGUCUUCUCAUUCAUCGUCAGAUUCGGUGUCAUGUCCCGUAAGAAAUUUAAGGUCUUCAGUUAAAGCAAAGGAAAUAUCGCUUAAUUCAGUUAUCAGCCCGACUGAAACGACUGGGAACUCCAGUUUUAGGUUGCAUGCCGACUCGGCUGUACCGGCUGACGUGAAUAAAUCAGCUGAUAGCCCGAAUAGCGAAAUUGUCGUGAAGAAAAUUCAGUCUCCUUCCGCUUACUGGGAUCGAAGAGCCGUAAAUACCGCUGAUGAUGCUGCUGCAAGUUUUUACUCUGCAUGUGGCCAUAUGGAAGAACCUGAACAUGCGCCUUCUAAGCACGGCCCAAUGACGCCUGAAACUUUUGAUGUUUUGCGACGUGGUUGUAACUCCUACCUGAAGAAAAACGUCUCUUUUGAUAGCAAGUUGUCCCGCGUUCGUCGUAAACGAGUUUUGAGAAGCGAUGCUGCGUCCAUAGAUGCAUCUGCGAUGACUGGAGAGUAUGUCUCUUGUCUCUCAGCAGGAUCGUUUCUUGACAACGUAAAUUUUGUAACUGCCAACAGUCAGAUCAACCUAUCUUCUUCAUCAUGUACUUAUGGAACAGACUCCUCCGGACGAAAUGAAUCUGGAGACAAGAAUUUAAAAGAAAGUCGCAAGCGGCGACGAAGACAACGAUCACCUGGUUCGUUUUCUGAAGCCGGGACUAGUGGCGACAGGCCAAAGAAAAAACGAAAUAAAAGCAGUUUAUGCAAAAAAUCUGGUGCCAGCAACGGAGUUCCAAGGCAUAAUGUAGGUAAUCAGGAACUGGUUGAUGAAGCCUCCGUAAAAAUCGCUGCUUGCGUAGAAAAAUACUCAUCUAUGACUCCCUACGUUGGAAGUGAUUUGGUUCCUAGGGAAAAUAUGGCUCCGCAUGACAACGUAGAUCGUGAUCAUAAUUUGUUGCCUUUGACUCAAUUUAACGUUUUUAGGGAAGAAAGCGUUUAUAGAAAUGCAAACGAAGUGCCAGUGAGUAUGAAAAAUUUUGCGCCUGAAGGAUUAAGCGGAUUAGAAACUGCGGAUUCAAAUGAUGAAUAUGAUUGCUACAAUUUGGUUGAAUUUGCAAAAUGUCAUAAGUUAUUGUUUUCUUCGUCACGAUUUAAUAUUUCGUCAGGAUUUAAUUGUUCAUAUUAGAACGUUUGAUUAAUGGAGACCAAUAGUACACAUACCAUAGCUAUAUAUGUUAAUAAUGUAUAUGGGUACCGUCAAACGGGGUAAUAAGGGACGGUUUUGAGAGUUUUUUGUUAAUAAC
Molecule: messenger RNA, 3084 nt
Organism: Hyalella azteca
Lineage: Eukaryota; Metazoa; Arthropoda; Malacostraca; Amphipoda; Hyalellidae
Exons: 3
Coding region: 270-2966 (898 amino acids)
Source: RefSeq, a predicted model, not a curated record